Messenger RNA from Vitis riparia (riverbank grape), 1370 nucleotides. RefSeq names its product zinc transporter 8-like. Gene Ontology annotation, cellular component: plasma membrane. Gene Ontology annotation, biological process: zinc ion transmembrane transport. The coding region runs from base 85 to 1140 and encodes 351 amino acids. The record is from RefSeq and is a predicted model, not a curated record. Gene Ontology annotation, molecular function: zinc ion transmembrane transporter activity. NCBI's taxonomy places the organism in Eukaryota, Viridiplantae, Streptophyta, Magnoliopsida, Vitales, Vitaceae. The transcript is spliced from 3 exons.
UUCCGCCGAUACCGCACUCCAUCUUUCACCCCAUUUUCUCUUCUCCUCCUCAUAAUCAGUAGUUUUCUGCUCUGUUUCAUUGCCAUGGACAAGCUUCUGAGGUUACUGUUCAUCCUCUUUCUCAUAACUCUUCCAACACUGGUUUUAGGAGACUGUACAUGUGACAAAGACGAUGGAGAUCGAGACAAAAAUAAAGCUCUUAGAUAUAAGAUAGCAGCUAUAGUUGCCAUACUGGCUGGUGGUGCAAUUGGGGUGUGUAUACCGAUUCUAGGGAAGACGAUACCGGCUCUUCACCCUGAAAAGAAUGUAUUCUUUAUUAUAAAGGCGUUUGCAGCCGGAGUGAUUCUGGCGACGGGGUUCAUUCACGUACUUCCUGAUGCUUUUGAGAACUUAACCUCGCCCUGUCUCAAUGAGAACCCUUGGGGGAAUUUUCCAUUUACUGGCUUUGUGGCGAUGGUAUCGGCCAUUGGGACACUGAUGGUGGAUGCUUGUGCAACCUCUUACUAUAGUAGGUCUCACUUCAAGAAUUCUCAGCAAGCUGUGGGAGAUGAAGAGAAGGUUGGAGAGCAUGAAGGUCAUGUUCAUGUUCACACACAUGCCACUCAUGGCCAUGCUCACGGAUCUGUAUCUUCUGCUGAGGAAAUGGGUUCUGCAGAACUCAUCAGACAUCGUGUGAUUUCUCAGGUUUUGGAAUUGGGAAUUGUGGUGCAUUCUGUAAUCAUUGGAAUAUCAUUAGGAGCGUCUGAGAGUCCAAAAACAAUAAAGCCUCUGGUGGCUGCUCUCACCUUCCACCAAUUUUUUGAAGGCAUGGGCCUUGGAGGUUGCAUUGUUCAGGCCAAGUUUAAGGUUCGGGCUGCUGCAAUUAUGGCGCUGUUCUUCUCCCUUACAACCCCAGUUGGGAUAGCGAUUGGGAUCGGGAUAUCGAAUGUUUAUGACGAAAACAGUUCAACAGCACUCAUAGUUGAAGGGAUUUUCAAUGCUGCAUCGGCCGGAAUCUUGAUAUAUAUGGCGCUGGUGGAUCUUCUAGCAGCGGAUUUCAUGAACCCAAGGAUGCAGGGUAAUGGAAGGCUUCAAGUUGGGGCCAAUAUUUCACUUCUCGUUGGGGCUGGUUGCAUGUCCCUCCUGGCCAAAUGGGCUUAAACCUCACCUCUACAAUGGUAAAAUAUAAAAUUUGAGUAGAGCAAUAUUUUCUUGUGAUAUAUCACCAUGUAAAAUAUGAUUUUUUUUGUUUUUUUUGAGUAAUUUCUUAGCAACUUCAAGCGUCUCUAUCUUUAAUUUUAUGUGGACAUUAUGGGUUGGGAUUUCCCAAUUUAGGCCCACACUUGUUUUGACAAUAAUAAAGUUCCUUUUCGAAGUGUUUGUUAUGUGGA